CAGCAGCAGUGAGAGUAGAGUGGAAGCAGCCGGCGUUGGCUCCUCCAUCUCCAUUCGCGUCCGUCGGUGGCUCCGGCCGCCUUUCACCGCCAGCGCCAGCGCGUUGUAGUUGCUGCUGGCUCGGAGCGGAGAGAUUGAGAGAGUCUAGUCGCUCAAGAAAGGAAAGGAACGGUCUUUCCUCUCCUCUCCUCCCUCCUGGAGGCCUGGAGGCCUGUAGCUAGCAAGCAACCUCCCUCCCUCCCUCGCUCAGGCCUCACUAGGGAAAUGGGGGGUCCUCUCGGCGCCAUCAUUGGUCGCCGCUACUCUUCGUCGGCGCCCGCCGGAGAUGACGACCGAGGCCCCGGGGGCGCCAUCAUUACCCACGACCGCAAGUGCCGCGACCUGCCCUUUCUCGCCCUCUUCGCCGCCUUCUGCCUCGCCAUGAUUAUCAACUCCAGCUUCGGAUUCAACCAGGGCAACCCCCUCAGGCUGACAUAUGGGCUGGACUACAAAGGAAAUAUAUGUGGCAGCAGACAUGGUGAUCCAGAUUUGCGUGAGCUGGAUGUCCGUUAUUGGAUGAACCCCAAUCAGGUCUACCAAAGUGGGCUAAAAGGCAGCCAAAUUAAUUUACCUGAUGCUAAGGCCAUCUGCCUGAUGGAAUGCCCCCUUCCUGCAGAAGACGGCUUGAACUUUAUCUGUGACUAUCCAGAAGGUGACAUACGCCUCUCUGUUGAUGAUUGGAUUGACAGAGACUAUGAUUACUUUGAGUAUCUCACACCAGAUAUGAGGAACAGUUCUCUUCAGUUGCAAGGCCCAUGUUACCCUGUCAUAUUUCCAAGUGUAAAUGUCUACUGGAGCUGUCAGUUUAUUGCACGAGCAUCCAAUGUCUCUUUAAAGCAUUGGCAGCAGAUGGGUGGCAUCAGCAUUGAUGAAAACAUGCUAAUAGACAAAACCAUUCACCAUGCUAUCAACAGUAAAUCUGCUGUCUUAAAGAGAUAUGUUGCAGAUAUUGGAAAAUCAUGGCCUGUGUUAAUAGUUUGUGGGGGGUUACUGCCUCUUUUCCUCUCAGUGAUCUGGUUACUGAUGAUUCGCUAUUUUGUUGCUGGGAUGCCAUGGAUAACAGUGGUCCUCUUCAAUAUUCUUGUAAUAUCCGUUACAAUGUUCUUCUACAUCAAAGCUGGCUGGAUUGGUAGUGAUCCCCUAACUGUUGUAAUCGGUGCAAGUGAUCCAUAUGUCAGCAUAGGCGGAAGAGAAAUAAAUCACCUUCAUGUUGCUGCAGUACUGAUGACAAUAGUAAUGAUCAUUGCUUUCCUGACCUCAAUAGCUAUCGUUCGACGCAUACUGAUGGCGACAUCUGUCCUGAAGGUUGCAGCAAAGGUCAUUGGUGAAGUCCAGGCACUAAUAAUAUUUCCGAUUAUGCCAUACUUCAUCCUCGCUAUCUUCUAUAUGUUAUGGUUUUCAGCCACACUUCAUCUUUUCAGCUCUGGCCAAGUUUUACGAAAUGAUUGCAAUACAAAUUGCUGUUCAUAUGAUCUCAAGCUGGGAAAAGUAAACUGUGACAGCUGUUGUGGGUACAGUGUCCAUUACACCCAUCAUAUUGACAUUGCCAUUCUUUUCCACUUAUUUGGCUGUUACUGGGCAACACAGUUCUUCUUAGCAUGCUCUUCCACUGUAAUUGCUGGAUCAGUUGCUUCGUACUACUGGGCACGAGGUGAAAUAUCACAUGAUAUUCCAUUUCGUACAGUGAUCUCUUCCCUGAAGCGCUUGUUGCGUUACAGUCUUGGAUCUGUUGCUCUUGGUUCACUGAUUGUAUCCAUGGUAGAAUGGGUGCGGUUUAUACUUGAAUCAAUUCGCCGUAGGUUGAAGUUAGUUGAUUCUGCACAUGAGAGCUGGUUCGCGAAGACAAUAUCAUCAUCGUCUCAGUGUUGCUUAGGUUGCAUGGAUUGGACCAUCAGAUCGGUGAAUCGAAAUGGCUAUAUCAUGAUUGCCAUUACAGGGAAAGGAUUCUGGAAAGCUUCUGUGCUGGCAACAGGCUUGAUAAUGAACAACAUACUGCGCAUUGGAAAGGUGAACGUUAUUGGGGAUGUGAUCCUGUUGUUGGGAAAGCUGUGCGUUAGCCUGAUGUGCGCGCUGUUUGCUUUCCUGAUGCUGGACACGCACAGGUACAAGUCUGCUCAUAACAAGAUAUCAUCGCCGCUGGUGCCUGUGCUGGUGUCGUGGGCGCUGGGUUACGUGGUUGCCAAGCUUUUCUUCGCAGUGGUGGAGAUGUCGAUCGAGACGAACAUCCUGUCCUUCUGCCAGGAUGCAGAGGAGCAUGAGGGCAACGCACGGUAUGCAACCCCUCUGCUCGUGGAAACGCUGGAGCAGCAAAGGCUCACGCAGACGCAGGGCCCGGGCCCCUGAAAUCUAUCUCCAUUCCAUUGUCAUCAAGGAAAGGAAAGGAAAGGAAUCGCCCGCCCAUCUUACUAGUCUACUGCUGUUACUUGUUACUACUGUCUGUACCAUACCCAUCCAUAUGUCUCCAUGCAUGUUGUAGUGUUAGUGUUAGGUGUAGCUCGCUCUCUGAUCUGUAGCGCUUCAUUUCGUCGUGCCAUGAACCGUUUACAGAUCUGAACAAUGAAAAUGGCCCAAAUGGCUUUAUUUCCCUUCUUUCGUUUAUUUAUGUGACUUAUUAUUACAGUGGAAAAAGAUGAGCCGCUUGUGGUUUGGUGGAGACUAGACUGCAGUGCAGCAUUUGUUU
Messenger RNA from Oryza brachyantha (malo sina), 2719 nucleotides. Its product is annotated as choline transporter protein 1-like. Gene Ontology annotation, biological process: transmembrane transport. Lineage: Eukaryota; Viridiplantae; Streptophyta; Magnoliopsida; Poales; Poaceae. Gene Ontology annotation, cellular component: membrane. Gene Ontology annotation, molecular function: transmembrane transporter activity. Bases 265 to 2382 code for a protein of 705 amino acids. The record is from RefSeq and is a predicted model, not a curated record. The transcript has 10 exons.